AUGAAAACAGUUUCGACCAUGCGGUCAUUCUGGGAGAACAAGGUGCGUGAAAACGCGGGAAACAAGGAUGGUGAGCGAGAGGUCCGGUGGUCGAGGGUGUCCCACGUCGAGACCUUAAAGACUUCCCAAGGGCAAGUAUGGCUGAAGAAAGAACUCACCAAGCUUCAAGCCCACGUGGACGCAAACAAAGAGCGCCUGCUGGAACUGAGCCUUCGCCUGCGGGGUCAAGAAGAGAACUGUGUGGAUGACGAGCACAGCACCCGGUGUUCCAGGAGCCCUUCGUCGAAAAGCUGCCAAAGCUGCGACUCGGAGACAUCGAGAUCGAGUCAAGAGACUCCAGAGGAUGACGAACUUCUCAUGAGCCUCAAGUCUCUGAGACAUGACUUCAACAAGGUCAAUCGCAAGACAGCAGCUCUCGUCGAGGAGGUUCUGGAGAGGUGUCUGCCGAAGGAGAAGCUGCGAAUGGAGGAUUCCCUGACUGCGGAGGCGCCCUCCCUUCAGGUGGAUUUCUGA
Molecule: messenger RNA, 513 nt
Organism: Symbiodinium necroappetens
Lineage: Eukaryota; Dinophyceae; Suessiales; Symbiodiniaceae
Source: the annotation of a GenBank genome assembly